Molecule: messenger RNA, 1029 nt
Organism: Owenia fusiformis
Lineage: Eukaryota; Metazoa; Annelida; Polychaeta; Sabellida; Oweniidae
Source: the annotation of a GenBank genome assembly
UCUGUUUGUUCCUUUAAUCAACAAAGUUAAGUUAGCAUAAAGUCAACACUUCAAGUUAAUAUUUAUAUUUCUACCAACGAGUCAAAAAUAGGAAGCAUUAAGUUGGAGUAUGUGCAAAAUAGGGUACAUUGAGAUACUUGUUCUUCUUCUGAGCAGUUCUUUAAUGCCAACAAGUCAUGGAAGAAUAGGAUACAAUAAUAAAAAGUGUAUAGUGAAUAGUACAGCACAUGUUGAGAAGUAUGACAGGGUAUUUGUGUUUGUUGGGAAGUACAAGGAAUUUAUUAAAAAACAACCAUGGCCAGAGACAUAUAUUGAGUUUCAUAAGUUGGCAGGAAGAACAAGGAAGGAAAGCACUAGAUUACUUCAAGAUCAGGUAUGGAAUAAAUGCAAGUCACUUGAUAACUGAUGAUCAGAUUUACAAUGGAACAGAUGUACCACUCGGAAAUUACACAUUCUCAACGACAUCUCCCUAUCAAGAAGAAAGUCCCUAUCGAUUGAUAAUUGAGUCAAAGGAAAAUAAGGCAAAGUAUUAUAAAAACCCACCAGAAAUAGGAGAAAUUGUGUAUGCAAUAGAAAUACACAAUGAACUUAACGAAGGAGGGACCUUUAACAAGACACUUUUUCCUGGAGAUUUUUUAGCGUAUGGAGAGUAUCUCAUUAAGACACCAAAGCGCUGUUCAAUGGAUGGUUUAACUGUAAUCCAUUUUGUCACUGAUCCUGUGAAAGUUCAUGGAGGGAGUGGGACUCUCACACACCCUGAGUAUGGAAAAGGUUCGUUACAAGUGUCAUUUGUUACAAAUGAUGAUGGACUUACUGAUGUAGCAAAUGUUCUUCGUUUUCCAGCCAACCAAAACUUGACAACAGCAACUCCCACCGAACAAAACAUGCUUUGAUAGAUAGUUCAAAAAGAAAUUUUUAAGAUGGCCACUAUUCACAAGCAUCAUAUAAAAAAGUAAAUUUUAAAUUGUUCAUGAGAGACCUAUUUAUUAUAAGAACUAAUGAUAUGAGCAUAUUUAUUGUUUUGUCAAG